Molecule: messenger RNA, 552 nt
Organism: Dichomitus squalens LYAD-421 SS1
Lineage: Eukaryota; Fungi; Basidiomycota; Agaricomycetes; Polyporales; Polyporaceae
Exons: 3
Coding region: 1-552 (183 amino acids)
Molecular function (GO): protein binding
Source: RefSeq, a predicted model, not a curated record
AUGCUCACUUAUCCCGACGAAGGCCCCGCACUCACCCCUAACGACUCCGUCCUCGCUGAGGUCUCCAAGCUUAGCCUCCAAGCUCGCCAGCUCGAUGCCCGCGGUAGCUACACGGAGGCUGAACGCCUCCUCCAGCAGGCUCUCGACCUCGUAGAUCCCGCCGUUCCGUCCCCGACCCUCGCCAGCCUCUGGAACACUCUCGGAGAGCUCUAUCUUCACAUGGGAAAGCUCGAUGGUGCAGAGCACUGGUUCGAGAAGUCCCUCGAUGUCAGCAUCAUCACCCACAACUUCAAAGAGAUCACCACCAGCCGGGAGAAUCUCGCGCGCGUUCACCGCAUCCGUAGCGAGCUCCUGAAGGCGAAGGCUCUCAAAAUGCUUGGUGCCGCCGACGAUAUGUGCUGCAGCAAUCACGCCGUACGUCACAUACUGCAGCGUCGCUCACAAAUUAAUUGUUGCCAGGGCGCAUUCUACUGCUCCCACGAAUGCCAGAGGGAAGACUGGGAACGGCAUAAGAGACGCUGCCGUCGUGACCUUGCGCCAGAUGCCGUUUAA